Molecule: messenger RNA, 1116 nt
Organism: Hemibagrus wyckioides
Lineage: Eukaryota; Metazoa; Chordata; Actinopteri; Siluriformes; Bagridae
Gene: spata17
Product: spermatogenesis associated 17
Exons: 10
Coding region: 28-1116 (362 amino acids)
Biological process (GO): establishment of meiotic spindle localization; spindle organization; mitotic cell cycle
Cellular component (GO): spindle pole
Molecular function (GO): protein binding
Source: RefSeq, a predicted model, not a curated record
CAAGGAUGCAAGGAAAGCUACACGAAUAUGGCCAGGCUGGUGAAGUUGUACGAGCAGAUAGAGCACGUUAAAGAGCAAUAUUUUAUCAGAAACAGAAAUGCGGAAGAAAACAGACAGCGGGAAUAUACUGCAGCAGUCACAAUUCAAAGCUGGGUUCGAGGCUGUCAGGCACGCGCAUACCUCAGCUAUCUACACCGGAAUGCCACUGUAAUACAGAAAACAUGGCGGGCUUUCAGCGCACGCCAGUACUUUAGGCAAAGGCUAAAGACAGCAUAUUUUCACAUGAAGAUGAAUUUCUACAAUAAGAUGGCUGUCAAGAUACAGCAGAGAUGGAGAGGCUACUACGUCAGGAAGUAUGUUAACAAUUACUAUGCACGGAAGAGGUAUUUGGAAGACUUGGCAAAGAGGAACGAACAAGUCAGGAGAGAACUAGGGGAAUUAGCAGAGCACCAGAAGAAAGAAAUAGAGCGCAUUGCCAUGGAGAAAGAGGAGCAGAAGAAAUAUAUGCAAGCUCAACGACUUCACUUCCUCCUCAGCACCAAACAGCGCCCAGGUGUGUUCAACUCACCGUUCCGCCCAGAGCCUGAUGAGAUGGAGCUGAGGUUAAGGACAGUAAAACCUUUGCGGACAAUAUCUGCUCCCAAAGAAACAGCAACCAACCAGCAGCCAUCUGGCUUCUUGUCUAGCAUAGAGAGACUACCACCAAUACAUAAGACACCACAGGGGCCUUUCAGGCCAGCUGCGGAGGUUCAGCGGCAGCGCCAGCGGCCCCUGGAGCCGAGUCUGCGCGUGGCCACAUCCAUCACGGCCCUGGAGGAGGCCAGAGAGGAGCUGCGGCAGCGGGAAUGGCGGACUCGCCUCAUCGACCAGCCGUUCCUGCCUUUCUCAAAGGCCCACCAGAACAAAGAAUAUGAGCCUCUUCUCCACACACAUUCUCCAUAUCAGCAGAAAGCGUACGGAACCAAGCACUUCCGAGAGGAGAACCGGGCCGAACUACAAGGGAAAAAGAUAACGUGUCCAGAGUGUCUGAAGUGUCACGUCGACAUGGACGGUUCUUCAAACUGUAACAUGAAUGUUUGCUCUUUGGAUGGUGGAUAUGGAGCUUUUUGUGAAUAG